UCUACCGCUAAUUGAUAACGCCGACCCUCUCUGGCCCAGACGCAAGCCGCGAUAAACCACCUCUGCAGGAACGAGAAUCGUGUUGGAAACGAGGCCGCCGUUAUGUCUCGUAGAACCGCGGGGCCAGACAAGGCCGAACAGAAUCGAGCCACGUUGAAGCAGUUGGUCAAGUUGGAAUCUAACAAGAGUUGCGCGGACUGCAAACGCAACAAGCAUCCGCGAUGGGCGAGUUGGAAUCUUGGAAUAUUCAUUUGCAUCCGGUGCUCGGGCAUUCACCGCGGCAUGGGAACUCACAUCUCGAGGGUGAAGUCCGUGGAUUUGGACUCGUGGACAGAUGAGCAGAUGGCCAGCAUGCUCAAAUGGGGAAACGGACGAGCGAACAAAUAUUGGGAGCACAAAUUGGCGGAAGGGCAUGUGCCUAACGAGGCCAAGAUUGAGAAUUUCAUACGCACAAAGUACGACAGCAAGCGAUGGGUGAUGGACGGGCCCAUCCCAGAUCCGAGCACCCUGGACGAUGGAGGCGUGGACGACGAUGUGCCCCUGAAUGUGGUACAGCAGCAGGUGAAGGAGCGUGAGAGGAGUGCGAGCAUUCGAAAUGGACAGGCGUCAAGAGCGGUACCAGGCCCAUCGGCGCCGCAGCCCCAGAUGGAUUUGUUUGGAGAUAUGAACGAACCGGCAGCACAACCUGCACGACCAAGUACAACGGAGCCGUCAAUCAGCAGACCUGGACCUCCAAAAGCACCUGCGGCAGCACCCAAGCAAACUAAACCUGGCGAGAGCUUGCUUGGGCUGGACUUUUUUGGAGGCACUCAAUCUGCACCACCCGCCCGCCCUUCCAGCACUGGUCCAAGCGCAGGUGGAGUUGGCAGAUCGGAUCUGAAGCAGUCAAUUCUAUCGUUAUACGCAUCAAAGCCUGCAGCUCCACCAGCACAACCCGCCGCCAACGCAUUAUCCUCACCUUUGGCGUCGCCCUCAUCCCAGUCAAACGCCCAAGUACUCGGCGGUCUUGACGAUGCGUUUGGCUCGCUCUCUUUCUCCGGCCCGCCAGCGCAAGCGAAACCUGCACCUUUCUCGAACUUCUCCGCGCCAACCGGGCAUUCUAGGCAAGCGUCCGCGCAGAAGACAUCGACCCUCAGCGGUGGCAGCUUUUUCGACAUGAAGCCUUCGCCACCUCUGAAGCAGUCAUCUCCCCUGGCUUCGCCACCUGCUCAACCUGCCAUCACGACCAGACAGCCUAGCAACAGUUUCGGCGCAGAUUUUGGUGAUUUCUCAUCAGCAGCCCCAGCAGCGACCACGAAAAGCCCACCGGUGACGACCAGCAGCAUGGGCGACUUAUUCGACAUGAGCACUCCCGCUCCUGCUCCCGCUCCGAAGCCAGCGCCAGUGAACAAGCCUCCUCCGAUACAGGCUGCCAACUUCUCAGCUUUCAAUCUCUCUCAACAAAGCUCCGCCCCGGCACCAGCGCCAAAGCCCGCUCAAACUUCUGCAGUGCCUACAUUCGCCGGCUCGAAUGUCUGGGAUUCAAAUGACGCAUGGGCAACGCCAGAUCCAGAGCCGGCCAAGACUGCCCCAGCACCAGCUACUGUUUCGACUCCCGCCUUCAAGUCUACUCCAGCCCCUGCUGUGACGACGAGUGCGUUCGAUUCUGGUUGGGGCGAUCCCGAGCCCGCUAAGCCUGCAAACACGUCCACGAGCGCUGGCGGAUUCUCCGUCCAGCAAGACGAGGAAUUCGGAGGGUGGUCACACGCCAGUCCAGUCGCCACAUCUCCAGGACCAGCCAAAACGAGUGGAGGCAAUGUGAACAAUACCGAUGACCUGUUCGGCAACGUGUGGGGGUAGAUAGACCACGAUCCAUCAUGAGAUGCGGCCCCUGGUUUGAUAACGAAUAAAAGCAACAGAUC
This is a messenger RNA of Cercospora beticola, 1901 nucleotides long. RefSeq names its product stromal membrane-associated family protein. NCBI's taxonomy places the organism in Eukaryota, Fungi, Ascomycota, Dothideomycetes, Mycosphaerellales, Mycosphaerellaceae. Gene Ontology annotation, molecular function: metal ion binding; GTPase activator activity. Gene Ontology annotation, cellular component: cytoplasm. The record is from RefSeq and is a predicted model, not a curated record.